AUGCCGGGCGAACGUAAGAUCGCAUCGGUGGUAGCCCUCCACAUCGGGCAGUUCAUGUUUUGCCGUAUCGAGACGGACGACUGCAUCGUUGGCUAUGGGGAGGCCGGUAUCUGGGGUCACAUCAAGACUGCCGGCACUGCCAUCGAGCGAUUUGCUGAAUACCUCAUCGGCAAGGAUGCAUCCGCCAUUGAGCACCACUGGAACACCAUGCAUCGAUUCAGCUAUUUUCAGGGCAUGGCCAUUAACGCGGCCAUCUCCGCCAUCGACAUCGCCCUGUGGGACAUCAAGGCCCGCGCCCUGGGCGUGCCCAUCUACGAACUGCUGGGGGGUGCAUGUCGAACCAAGGCCCGCGUAUAUUGCCACAUCUACGAGAGGACCAUCGACAAGGUACUAGAAGAGUGUAAAGUCAAGAUGGACGCGGGCUUCACCGCCUUCGGUCACAUCAAUCCCUUCCUCGACGAGGGCCACGACCAGGUGUACUUCAAGACGCACAUCAAGAAGAUGCGCGAUGCUAUUUCCAACGUGGAGAAGAUGCGUGGCGUCGUCGGCGAGAACGUUGACCUCCUCAUCGAGCUGCACCGACGCCUGACCCCGGCCGAGGCCGUGACUUUCUCUAACGGCAUCGCGCACACGCACCCCCUCUUUGUCGAGGACCCCAUCAGGCCCGAGAAUCCGGAUGCCAUGGCACGCGUAGCCGACCGCUUGGCCGUGCCGAUCGCGACCGGAGAGCGCUUCGGAACCAUAUACGAGUUCCAGGCACUCCUCGCACGCAACGCCGUCGAAUAUGUCCGGGUCGACCUAGCCCUGUGCGGCGGCAUCACUGGCGCCAAGAAGGUGGCUGCCAUCGCCGAGGCCCAUCAGGUGCAGGUCGUGCCACACAACCCUUUGUCCCCAAUAGGACUCUCUGCUUGCUUGCACCUGGCAGCUUCUAUCCCCAACUUCGCGAUACAGGAGUAUUCGACUGGUUUCGAGGCCGGCGUGUUUACGUCGAUCUCAAAGCACCUAGGCAGUGAUAUCGUGGACUACGUGCCACCAGUGCAUGACGGGUUUGUAAAUAUCCCAUCGGGUCCUGGGUUGGGAGUCAAGUUGCUUGACAAUGCUUCCGAACUCCGUCCGCCGUUGGUUCAGCCGAUGGAAAUGAGACCUCAUAAGGACGGCUUUAUUGUGGACCAAUAA
Messenger RNA from Neoarthrinium moseri, 1176 nucleotides. RefSeq lists its product as uncharacterized. The record is from RefSeq and is a predicted model, not a curated record. The transcript has a single exon. Bases 1 to 1176 code for a protein of 391 amino acids. Gene Ontology annotation, biological process: amino acid catabolic process. Lineage: Eukaryota; Fungi; Ascomycota; Sordariomycetes; Amphisphaeriales; Apiosporaceae.